UGAUCGUCAACACUAGUGUAACUCAGCCACUACAUUACCAUCAUCGCUUACACUUGUUCUUAGUUACUUAUGAUUGGCUGAGAGAUGAUUUCGUCGAAUUCGUUUCCUCAUUGGGAUUCGACGUCGAAAAUGCUUUCCAUAAUGAAGAAAGGCAGUGUUGAAGACGCAGCCAGAAAUGGAGUCACGGUAAUAGGUAUAAUAACGUAGAAAUAUUCGUGCUCUUGGCAGUCUUUAUCGAGACAGACAUCACAACUCACAACGAUUUCAACCCUUUUCCUCCUUCGAAAUGACAGACUCUACCUCAGCGGCUAAACUAGCCAUUUACAUUAUUCUCCUCCAACCUGCUCUGUACUGCCUCUUCAAGCAUGGAAAGACUGGAUUUAUAGGAUGGCUUUACGUCCAGAUAUUCUGUGUCCUCAGAAUUGUUACUGGUGGCAUUGGCCUUCAUGAAACAGACAGCUCAACUGGAUCAAUUAUACUCAACAGUAUUGGUCUUUCUCCCUUGCUGUUGGCUGCUUCUGGAAUCUUGCACGAGGCUCGACGUGGAACGAACCCUAGACUCAACAGAAAACUUGAUGUUAUUCUCGAGAUCAAGUAUCAUGGUCUAGUUGGAGCAGCUAUGGCCCUCAUCAUCGUGUCUGUUGUCGGUUUACAAAAUGGUGACUCUAUUUCCACCAACAAGACCUUGCUCAAGGUUGCCUCUGCACUCAUUGCAUUGGCAUGGUUCCUUCUCGCGAUCUGGGCUUUGUGGUCUCUCGGAAAGUGUCAAAGAUCAUCUACAAACAACCGUGUAUCUUCCUUUCGCGGUGGUAAGCUACUUAUGUAUGUAGUCUUUAUAAAUCUUCCCCUCCUUGGGUUGCGCCUUGCAUAUGGUAUCGCAUAUCUCCAGCUUAAGAUCUCACACCCAACUUCAGGUUUCUUGACCUCGAAAGCAGUUCAGGUCUGCCUGAGUGUUGUACCAGAGAUGCUGAUCACGACGAUUUUCCUCUUGGUUGGAGUUAUGACUCGAAAUCUGAAGCAUGAGAUCAAGAAACUUGACUCUGCUCUUCCAGUUGGCGACGAGUACGAGAUCCAAAGGUGACUAAUAGAGGCCUAGUCAUGAGCGCACUGUUUAUCAUACUGGUCAAGAUUUGGCAUUUUGAUAGAUUUGUUUGCAAUGGAAACUCUGGUCUGGAGACUUCAAUCAAGGAUAUCGAUGUAAGUGGGAGGAGAUUAUUCUUGUAUACUUGUAUAUUGUAG
Messenger RNA from Fusarium redolens, 1239 nucleotides. RefSeq lists its product as uncharacterized. The record is from RefSeq and is a predicted model, not a curated record. Lineage: Eukaryota; Fungi; Ascomycota; Sordariomycetes; Hypocreales; Nectriaceae. The transcript has 3 exons. Bases 287 to 1081 code for a protein of 264 amino acids.